Molecule: messenger RNA, 1407 nt
Organism: Neofelis nebulosa (Clouded leopard)
Lineage: Eukaryota; Metazoa; Chordata; Mammalia; Carnivora; Felidae
Product: olfactory receptor 4D11-like
Exons: 1
Coding region: 92-1027 (311 amino acids)
Biological process (GO): G protein-coupled receptor signaling pathway
Cellular component (GO): membrane
Molecular function (GO): olfactory receptor activity; G protein-coupled receptor activity
Source: RefSeq, a predicted model, not a curated record
CACCCAGGCGCCCCAAACUUUGCUUGAUUUCAAUGCCUCUUAUUAAUAUUAUUCUCUCUUUCAAAGCUGUACAGGGAGGAAGAAAUAUCCAAUGGCCCUGAGAAAUUAUACCAAGGUGUCUGAAUUUAUUUUUUGUGGACUUACCCAGUCUCAAGAGCUGAGCUUGCUCUUAUUUUUCUUUUUAUCUGUAGUUUAUGUAACAACUGUGUUAGCAAAUGUUGCCAUCAUGGUCACUGUGACCUACGAGUCCCGCCUUCACACGCCCAUGUACUUCCUGCUCCGCAAUCUCUCCGUCUUGGACAUCUGCUUCUCCUCCAUCACCGCUCCCAAGGUCCUCGUAGACCUCCUGUCAAGGACGAAGACCAUCUCCUUCAAUGGUUGCAUCACUCAGAUCUUCUUCUUCCACCUCCUCGGGGGGGCAGACAUUUUUUCUCUCUCUGUCAUGGCCUUCGAUCGCUACAUGGCCAUCUCCAAGCCCCUGCACUACGUGACCAUCAUGAGCAGGGGGCGAUGCACUGCCCUCAUCGUGGCCUCCUGGGUGGGGGGCUUUGUCCACUCCAUCGUGCAGAUUUCCCUGUUGCUGCCCCUCCCCUUCUGUGGACCUAAUGUUGUUGAUGGCUUCUACUGUGACGUCCCCCAGGUCCUCAAACUCGCCUGCACCAACACCUUUGCUCUUGAGGUCUUAAUGAUUUCCAACAAUGGUCUAGUCACUACUUUGUGGUUUCCUCUUCUCCUUGUGUCCUACACAGUCAUCUUGAUGAUGCUGAGGUCUCACGCUGGGGAGGGAAGGAGGAAAGCCAUCUCCACCUGCACCGCCCACAUCACUGUGGUGACCCUGCACUUUGUGCCCUGCAUCUACGUCUACGCCCGGCCCUUCACCGCCCUUCCCAUGGACAGAGCUGUCUCCAUCACCUUCACGGUCAUCAUCCCGGUCCUGAACCCCAUGAUCUACACCCUCAGGAACCAGGAGAUGAAGUCAGCCAUGAAGAGAUUGAAGGGAAGACUUAUGUUUUCUGAAAGGGGAUAACCUCAUUAUAGAUUGUUGAUCAAGAUACAAGCAUAUAAUUGAAAUAUAUUCUUAAAAUAUUAGAUGUUACAUAUUGGGGCUCAGCAAUGCAUAGACAAUUAACUAUAGCAGGAUGGCACAGACACAAAGGAUCAGCGACUUGAAACACUGGUGUUGAGAAGGAACACCAAGUUAAACAGGAAGAACAUAGUCCUUGAAGAGCAACUGACAGCAAGGAAGGUACAAAUGUGAAAUAUAAUAGAAGGUCUUGGGUGUCCCGGCAACAGGAUGAAGGAUAGCACUGUGAUGUCCAGACGUGCAGUAGGCAAGAGACACCUACCUCAACAUAGCCAAGCUCUAGUAACUAGGUCCCAGUGCAGCCAUGGUUACCUUAAAACUAU